This is a messenger RNA of Esox lucius (northern pike), 2484 nucleotides long. Its product is annotated as endophilin-B1. Lineage: Eukaryota; Metazoa; Chordata; Actinopteri; Esociformes; Esocidae. The transcript has 9 exons. The record is from RefSeq and is a predicted model, not a curated record. Gene Ontology annotation, molecular function: protein binding. Gene Ontology annotation, cellular component: cytoplasm. The coding region runs from base 542 to 1681 and encodes 379 amino acids.
UCAUUACAUGUUCAGACUAAUUGCAGCCUGUGAAACAGAUAUUUGAUCACAGGUGCAGACACAGAAAGAUACAUGAAGCACUCAAUCCAACACGAAAAAACGAGUCUUUAAACGUGGCGGGGUUACUAAUCGCACUUGCAUCAUUGUGCGACAUUGUCCGUGUCCUUGCGCUGCCCAUCCGCGUCACCAAAACGUCCCUUGAAGGCACAAAUAGGAAAAGACGCAGGUGGAGAUGUAAACACGGAUGUCGCUGUCAUUCUCAUUUAAUCAAACAUCCGGAUCAAAUAUAUCUAGGUUACCGUGGGUAUUCGUAGGUCUUGUAAUUUUGAAGAACGUUAUUAUCGCGUGUUAGAAGAAAAGAUCACCGUCAGUCUCACUCUCUAUAAUGUACGUUGUUGACGCUCUCGGCUUUUCACAUCCCAGUAAUCUGGUUAGACUGUUUUUUUGUAGUCAUCCUUGUCUACUUGACAUCUAGCCUAGCUCGAGUACUCUGUAGGAGAGCGAGACCACCGGAGAAAUACCGACCGCUGACCUUGACCAGAUGGAUAUCACGAGGCUCGCUGUGGACGCGGGCGCGUUUAUCAACCGAGCUGUUCAGUAUACAGAAGAAGCUCUUGGGCAGGCUGAGAAGACAGAGUUGGACAGCCGGUUGGAGAGCCUUUUAGACCGCGCAGAGUCAACCAAGACUUGGACAGACAAAAUAAUCUCACAGACUGAGACUUUACUGCAGCCUAACCCUGGAGCUCGUCUAGAGGACCGGCUCUAUAAAGGACUGGAUUGGAGCGCUCCCCAGAGGCCAACCCCUCAGGAGCUGCUGAGUGAAAAUAUGAUCAAUGCUGCUCUGGAGCUGGGACAACACACACCUUACGGGAGUACUCUGAUUAAGUGUGGGGAGUUAGAGAGGCAGAUUGGGAUGGCGAAUAAAAAGCUGAUCCAGAGUACAUCCAUCAACUUCCUGUCUCCUCUACGGAUGUUCACAGACGAGGAGUGCCCUGUUAUACAGAAUGAGCGCAGGCAGCUGGUGAAUAAGUGGUUAGAUCUGGACAUUGCCAAGUCCAGGCUGAGGAAGGCCCAGGAAGUAGAAAACGAGGCCAGGGGUCUGAAUGCUGACCCCUUGGGAGAGGAUUAUGUUGCACACGUUUCCUACAUGUUCAGCUUCUUACGAGUCCGAUGGCAGAAGAUGUGGGCUCAGGAAGUGUCUCAGGCUGAGAUGGAGCUGAGGAUCUGUCAAAGUCUGUUUGACCGGCAGUCAGAGAUCACCAGAUUACUGCUGGAGGGAAUCAACCCUACACACGCGGCCCAUCUGAGGAGUCUGGUUGACUUUGUGGAGGCCCAAGCCAGUUACUACGCUCAGUGUUACCAGCUCACACAGGACCUACGCAUGCAACUGGCCAGUGGUCCUUCUCUCGGCUACAACAACAACUGGCCCUUAGAAACCAACGAACCAUCGACACGUAACCUGCCUAUAGCAACCAUCCAGCCUUUAGCAGCCUGCGGGUCUUUGAUAACCAAUCACACAACUUGCCAAUCCCUACCAACCAACCAGGCAAACAGCCUAUCCUUAGUGACCAACCAGGCAUCUGAUGACUCGACAGCCAACGAGACCUGGACAGCCAUCUCAACAUCCAGUCAAGCCAUGGUAACCCCCAGGGCCUUUACAAGCAACCCGGUAACCCUCUAAUUUAGUUUAUUAAAAAAAACAAAAUCACAAGACAAUGUGUGAAGGAUGACAGAAGACUCGAAUACAUAUCAAAUGUUGUCUGUGACGCCUCAACAACGAACAAACCAACUCCUGACAAUCAGCCAGACAAGCAGCCAGUGUCCAGCAAGCAAGCCGAACCGCCUGACUGUUGAACUGUGUUCUACAUAUUGUGUGUGAGUGGUGAACAGUUCGUUCAGCCACAACGUCCGUUACCUGUUUCUAAAUGAAGGCAAGGCUCCGAGUGGUCACUCACAAACUACAGCAGGCUUUAAUUCAGUGCUAUUGAUUGGUGCGCUGACAUUUACUGUGUUGUUGUUAGAGCCAGCCUGACACAGGAGUGUCGGCUAGUGCAAGACCAUAAUGCAUUGCUAAUGCCACUGUUGAUAGUGAUUAAUUCAAUGUUGGUAUCUACCUUCCAUAAGUUGUAGUUAUCUGUUGGAACACCAAUGGAGGCUACUUUGUAAAGGUGGUGAACUUUACAUGACUAUAUGAUUAUCUUAAUGUAUACCAUAGGCUACUAUAUAGUAUCUGGUGGUAAUUGAGGUGUAUAUUUUGAAAUGAUUGACUCUAUUCUGAGCUUGGUGGGACAUAGCUGUGUUAACAUGACGUGGCGUGUUCGUAACCUGAUCGUAGGAUGUCAUGGCAUAACACGGCGUAACCUGAUCAUAGGAUGUCUUUUGUUGCAUAUUGUAAUAAAUGUCUCCUAUUGUCAGUCUUUGUGCUUCUGUUUCUGUACCCAGAAUUAGUUUCUCUUGUCCGUCAUUGGAUAGCUUUAGAGUUAG